Messenger RNA from Alternaria ethzedia, 1617 nucleotides. RefSeq lists its product as uncharacterized. The record is from RefSeq and is a predicted model, not a curated record. Gene Ontology annotation, biological process: positive regulation of transcription by RNA polymerase II. Gene Ontology annotation, cellular component: nucleus. NCBI's taxonomy places the organism in Eukaryota, Fungi, Ascomycota, Dothideomycetes, Pleosporales, Pleosporaceae. Gene Ontology annotation, molecular function: protein binding; transcription cis-regulatory region binding. The transcript is spliced from 2 exons. Bases 1 to 1617 code for a protein of 538 amino acids.
AUGGAAGCCAUAGGCCUAGUGGCCAGCAUAAUCACCCUCAUCAGCGCAGCCAGCCAUGCCACCUCGGUCCUAGAGCGAGUAUUGGGCCUGCGCGGCAUUUCUCUCUACGUACUUGGAGCGAUCAACGAAGUCUCGGACUUCAAGGCUACUCUCACUUUGGUACAGACGACAUUAGAGGAGACCCAGCACCAACUUCCGCUCGACCAUCGGGUCGAAUACACAAGACUGUUGGAUCGAGCAAUGGGCUGUAUGAACGCCUUCACGAAGUACCUACAGAAACAUGUCCUGCGUGACCGAGAACAAGUUGCCUGUGUUGGUAAGGCCAUGGAGUUGAAGAGACGUAUGAAGUGGACGGAAGUGUUGGGAGGAGGCCAAACGCAAUGUCAGAUUAACGCAUUCCAGCAGGAGCUGGCUUCAUUGAAACUGAGCUUUGUACUUAGUACCCCUGCUCAAAUCUUCAGCGCAAAAAAUCUGAACGGCCAAUUGUGCGAGCUUUUCCGAAAUCGACCCGAUGUCGUGGACGCUAGAGAUACUCUCGAUCUUGCUCCCGCUACAAGAUUAAUACUGGAAGAACGUAUUGUCAGCUUGAGUGACCUUCUUCGAAUUCAGCCAAGCGCUGCGCUAGCUCGAGACACUUUGGGCAAGACCCCGCUACACUGGGCUGUUAUUCUGGGAAACGCCGAGGCGAUUGAUUUGUUAGUAGCAGCUGGCGCGGAUCUAAACGCCGUCUCAAAAGAUCAUAAGACCAUCUUGUGGAAUGCCGUCAGAUCAAAGUUUAGUUCGCGUUCUAUUUGCAUCAAGAUAUUGGAAGCCGGCGCAGACGUUAACCAGGUCAUUCAACACACAUUCACGGCCCUCGGAGUAGCAGUGUCUAGUUCACGGGUCUCGAUGACGGACAUCUUACUAAAAGCUGGAGCUGAUGUGGAUGGAGCUCAGAGUGGGCAUCCCGCUCUCACAAUUGCGGCUUCUACUUCUGCACCCGAAGUUCUGGAGCAUCUGCUGUCUGCAGGCGCCAAUAUCGAGGCCCGAAAUCCUCUCGGCAAGACUGCAGUCAUAUGCGCUGCGCAGUAUAACAACCACGCCGCACUCGAGAUACUCAUACAGCAUGGCGCUCGGCUCAACGGUUGGACGAAUUCACAUCACUCGAUCAUACAUUUCGUGGCCAGUUAUGGCGAUUUGAAGACUAUGCAAACUCUGGAAAAAGCAUGUAUAGAAGGCCUUCCAAUGGACGAGGACUCACUGGAAGACUACUGGUACCACUUCGAAGAUAGACGCUGCAACAAGUAUUUGCCAAAGGCUAAGAUGUCCCGGGAGGUCGAAGAGGCUGCUUUCCAGGGUCUCCUCGAUAGCAUUGUACCCGCAGAAUAUGCCACGUCGGAGGAUGAACACUACGAAGAUUCUGACGCUAUUCGCAUACCAGGGGCAUUUCCAGUUGAUCCAGACGGUUCAGAUUGCGAAACUCGGAUUGCAGAGGCGCGAGAAAAGGAUGCCGACUACGAAUGCGAAGAGGAGAAAGAUAGCGACGAUGAAUCGUGGAUUACUACCGACGACUGUUCGGGUGACGAAGAGGACACGAAUGCUGUAACUGAUGACGAUGAAGACGGUGAUCUGACUUGA